AUGCGGAUGUACACGCAGAACCUGCGCAACGGAACCUUCUGGGCGCAGUACAUGUGGGACGCGAGCGGCCGCUACUCGUCGCAGUUCCUGUGGGGCAACAGCUACCGCCUGGGCUCUUACACGCAGUGCACGGAGACCGAGGCGCCCUUCCCGGCUGCCUUCAGCGUCGCCUCCGUCGCUUUCCACCAACCCGGCGCAGAGGCGCGGCAGCUGCGCCUGGGGCUGUGCCUGCCCGCGGCCUGCUCGGACAACGCGUCAGCUCUGCUGUCGGCGGCGCUGGUGCCCUCUGCGUCCCUGCAGCGCGUGCGGCCAGUCCCCGACCCGCGCUUCUCCUUCUGGACGCUGCCCGCCUUCUACUGCCUCUGCGUGGCGGUGAGCGCGAUGGGUCUGCUGGUUGCGACUGGUACCGUGGUGGACCUACUGCUGCAGAGGAGGCGGCGGGCGCGGUCCCGGGAGCCAGAGGUGAUCGAGUGUAAUGGAAACCAUCUGAGCUACACGGCGAGUGGACCACCUGAAGAUAAAGAGCCGCCGGUUAAAAAAGAGGUGAACUCAAGGCAAGGGACGUGGCUGCGCCUGUUGCUGUGCUUCUCGCUGCGCACCAACAUCGGCAAGCUGCUGGACGUGGGCUCCGGCAGCGACGCGCUCAGCUGCGUGCACGGACUGCGCGUCUUCAGCUUGCUGUGGGUCAUCGCAGGCCACACCUGCAUGUUCGCCUUCCCCUUCGCAGACAACCGGGGCUUCCGGAAGCUGGUGGAGAGAGACUUCCUGUUCCAGUCGAUCAGCAGCGGCGCUUUCUCCGUGGACACGUUCUUCUUCAUGAGUGGUCUUCUGCUGGCGUUCAUGUAUUUCAAAAUGGACAAGAAACAGGAGGUGUCAGAAGUCCCAGUUUGCACCAAGUUCAAAUCGUCUUUUCUCCGCUUCAUCGGUAUAUUCUCGUACCGAUUUCUGAGGUUGACACCACCGUACCUUUUGGUGCUGUGCCUGGCCUACCUUGUGACCAUCUGGUUCGCACACAACUCCGUCAUGGACCCGCCAACCCAGGACCACCUCAACUGCCCCAAGUACUGGUGGCGGAACCUGCUCUACAUCAACACGCUGUUCCCCGUCAAUAACAUGUGCAUGAUAUGGAGUUGGUACCUGGCGAACGACACCCAGUUCUACGCCCUGGGAAUGAUACUGCUGCUUGUGUCUUCAGUAUAUUUCAAGACAGCCGUUGUUACGAUGUUCACACUGCUCGUUUGUUCUUGGAUUACUACUGCGGUGAUUACACUUAACACGAAUCACACACCAAGCAUAGAUCAACCUCUCGGUCUAUUCGACGAGCUGUACGAUAAGCCCUGGACCAGGCUGGGACCUUACGUUGUUGGGAUGUGCGUCGGAUAUCUGCUGAACAGGACUAACUGCAAAAUUCGCAUACCUAAGGUGGCGGUGGCGGCGGGCUGGGCGCUGAGCAUGGCGGUGACGUUCUGGCUGGUGCACGGACUGUACGGAGAGCUGAGUGCGGGGGCGUCGGCCGCCUACGUGGCGCUGGGCCACUCUGCGUGGGCGCUUGCGCUCGCCUGGGUCGCCAUCGCCUGCUGCACCGGCCACGGAGGAGUGGUGAACACGGUGCUGUCGCAGCGGAUGCUGGUGCCGCUGAGCCGGCUCACCUACUGCGCGUACCUGCUGCACCCCGUCAUCAUGCUGUCCGCCAUCAUGCACAUCGACGCGCCGCUCCACCUCUCUCGAGACACCAUGAUAAUGGUGAUCUUCGGCUACUUUACCUGUUCCUACUUGUUGUCGUUUGUGGUGUCAAUGACAUUCGAAGCACCAGUGAUAGCUGUGCUUAAUGUAGUGCAUCCGCUUAAGAAGAACAUAAAAAAAUGAUGUUCCAGAGUCAGCAGAAAGUGGGGUUGGAUGAAAUCGCCUCUAAAUGGUGGUGUUUACUGGUCCUGGAGCGUUGGUCUGAAACUGCCAGAGAAUCAGAAACUUUACGGAUGUGGUUUGAAGAAGAAGCCGCUGGACCAUACCUACAUAGAUAGACGACUUCAUUACGUUCAUUCAUACUUGCCAUUGGAGGAUUUGUUUCUCAGCGUACUUCUCAGCAGAGAAUGAAUAUUUCACGGAAUUCUUUGCUGGGGAAGGACGGCGGAAACCCAGUAGGGCUUCUACAAGUCUCUGGACGCGCACCAAAGCCCUUAUCAUUUAGGACUGAUAC
Messenger RNA from Schistocerca americana (American grasshopper), 2197 nucleotides. Its product is annotated as nose resistant to fluoxetine protein 6-like. The transcript is spliced from 15 exons. Bases 1 to 1866 code for a protein of 621 amino acids. Gene Ontology annotation, molecular function: acyltransferase activity, transferring groups other than amino-acyl groups. Lineage: Eukaryota; Metazoa; Arthropoda; Insecta; Orthoptera; Acrididae. The record is from RefSeq and is a predicted model, not a curated record.